CUCUUCGAGACUACAAAAAGCUUGAUGCAAGAACAUUUCGGGCAGUUUAAUUAAGUUCCGUAGUGAAGUGCUAUAAACUGGAAAGUAAGGCGUUUAAUUGAUUGAUUUAAGUAGUUUAACAAUUGUUUAGGAACAAUAUGUAUGUUCAAAGUAUACUUUGCUUACUUCUAGUGUAUCUAAUAGAUGCAAGUCAUGGUCAAACUAUGGUUGUUCCUCCCCUCAUGACGACCCCUAUGCCUCAAUCAAUAAAUUGUAGUGACAGUAAAUUCGACAUUGUGUUUGUCCUCGAUUCAUCCGGUAGUGUAGGAGAAGACAACUUUAAAAUUAUCAAGACUUUUGUGAAGUCUGUUGUACAAAACUUGAACGUCGGACCUGACAAUGCGAAGGUUGGCGUGAUUACUUUUAGCCGAUAUCCGGUAAUCAGGUUACGACUCGAUGAUUAUACGGAUAAAGACGCUCUGCUGAAAGCGAUUGAUUCUGUGCCUUAUAUACCAGGUAUCACAGAGACUCACAGCGCCCUCUAUUUGCUCAAGGACGAAGGUUUUAAAGGGUCAAGGCCAAAUGUUCCAAAUAUAGGUGUAGUGAUAACAGAUGGUAAAUCCUUCCACACCAAUCUUACAGCAUCAUCUGCCAGCGAACUUAAAUCACAAGGUGUUGUCAUGUUCGGUAUUGGAGUCGGGGGUGAUGUCAACAUUCUGGAGCUUCAGUCUAUAGCAUCGCCGGUAUACAGUGAACACGUUUUUACAGUCUCGAGUUUCAGCUCCUUAUCUGGUAUUGUUUCCGCCCUCUCUUCGAAAACGUGUGAAGUGGCGCCAGUAGCGCCUGUUUCAACGCUAGCUCCUGUUACCACACCACAACCUUCAAUAAUCACCUCAACAACAAAUACCACUGAUGACUGUAAUCGUACUGUUGCCGACCUUGUUUUCGUGCUAGACUCUUCCGGAAGUUUAGGGGUAACAAACUUUAAAAGGGUGAAGCAGUUUGUCAUCAAUAUAGUCAACUAUCUAGACAUAGGAGUCAACUAUACUAAGGUUGGUGUAAUCACGUACAGUAACUACCCGACAAGACGUAUCAAUUUGGACGAUUACUACGACAAGCUGGCUCUUGUAAACGCUAUCAACCAAAUACCUUACUAUCCAGGAAAUACGGAGACUGACAAAGCUCUAGAUCUAUUGCGUCUUGAAGGAUUUGAAGGAGAGAGAAAAGAUGCCCCCGACAUUGCUAUAGUCGUGACUGAUGGCCUGUCCACAAAUCCUGACCUUACUGAAAUUGCUGCUGAUAGGCUCAAGAAAUCAGGAGCAACAGUUUUCUCUGUUGGUAUUGGUCAGGAUGUGAUUGACAGGAAUGAGUUGAAUUAUAUCUCUAGUGACCCCGACAGCAACUACGUAUUCUUUGUCGCCAAUUUCACUGAUCUGUCAAGCAUCGAGAAUAGCGUAGCAAAAACGACUUGCAAAGUGCCUCUUAUGACGACGACUGUAAAUACAGUACCACCAACACCUGUCAGCUCUACAUGGGCCACACCCUCUACGAUGAAACCCACACAAACAUUAGCACCAACUACUCUCACCCCCGAGAUUACAACGCCAACUUGCCUAGCCAAAGUUGCGGACGUCGUAUUCGUGGUUGACUCGUCUGGGAGUGUCGGUGAACCCAAUUUCAUAAAGAUAAAGGACUUUAUGAAACAGACCGUCAACGUGUUUGAUAUAGGAACAGAUUUUACUCGUAUCGGCGUUAUAACAUUUAGUAGUGAUGCUAGGCAAGAGUUUCCUCUCAACAGAUACAAUAAUAGCUAUGAUUUGUCUACUGCCAUUGAUAAUAUUGUCUACACACAAGGUGGAACAAACACAGGGGCAGCUUUAGAACUUCUUAGAUUGAAAGGAUUUGAUUAUGAACGUGUUAAUGAUCCGAACAUUGCUAUUGUAAUCACUGAUGGAUACUCCAGAGAUAAAACAGCAACUCGACAACAGGCAAUGUUGGCAAAGCAAAGUGGAAACAUCACAAUUAUAGCGAUUGGAGUGGGGAAUGGAACUGAUGUUAAUGAGUUGACAGCAAUUGCUACAUUGGACCAAAACAGCAAUCGAAGCUUGAUAUACGAAGUUGGUAGCUUUGAAGCUCUACAGACUCUGAAUACGGUUGUCGCUACAGUGGCGUGUGGAUUGGUUCCAAUACCCCCUCAAACACAGCCUACGUUACCUCCACCUACCACAGUAGAUCUUGGUAACUGUACUGAUCAAGUAGAAAACUGUGAAGAGUAUGGUGACGACAUAUGCUAUGAUUACAAACCAUGGGCAACGGCUCACUGUCAGGCCCAUUGUGGAUUCUGUAGAGGUCCAGCAACCACUCCACCAACAUGUUCAAACCGACUUAAUAACUGCCCAGAAUAUGGUACUUACAUAUGCACCUCCGUCUCUCUGACCAGCUGGACAAAACACAACUGUCCAAAAUACUGCGGAUUUUGUGGUGGUGGCCCAAUUCCAACGGAAGCAACUAAAACAACACAGGCUGCCAAGGCCACAGAAGGUAUGUAAAAAUCACGAGGCUUACCUCAUACCCUUUUACAUUUUACUUAUUUCUAAUGGUUAACAUAUGAAAAAUUAUAUGAGCCGCAUCACGACAA
Molecule: messenger RNA, 2617 nt
Organism: Ruditapes philippinarum (Manila clam)
Lineage: Eukaryota; Metazoa; Mollusca; Bivalvia; Venerida; Veneridae
Product: collagen alpha-1(XII) chain-like
Exons: 20
Coding region: 138-2528 (796 amino acids)
Source: RefSeq, a predicted model, not a curated record